This is a messenger RNA of Nicotiana tabacum (common tobacco), 1841 nucleotides long. RefSeq names its product protein PHR1-LIKE 1. NCBI's taxonomy places the organism in Eukaryota, Viridiplantae, Streptophyta, Magnoliopsida, Solanales, Solanaceae. Gene Ontology annotation, molecular function: DNA binding; DNA-binding transcription factor activity. The record is from RefSeq and is a predicted model, not a curated record.
AAAAUAAAAGCAGGAGCUACUAGGCCAAUAAUCAUUGCUCAAAUCAAAUAUUGGAUAUAAUAAAGUCAAGAAACUAAUUUGCCCACAUAUUUUUUUAGCCCAAAGAUCCCUUCUUUAUUUGCAUCUGCCAGCUUUGGAUUCGACAGCCAACAGCGUUUGUUACUCAGAUUCUUAAGAUGCACAGGGUGUAGAGGCUCGAGAGCCAUCAUCUUCAAAAUCGUUUUAUUGAUUGGGUAGCACAGAAAUUUCGGAAACUGUGGUAUUAGUAUAAAGUCAGUUUCGUCCGUUCAAUUUAUGGACAAAAAUCAACAUGCGGCCUGCAUUAUAUAUGCCAAGAUCUAGUGAAGCACAGCACAAUAGCAUGGGUGUCUCUGGAACUACGCCAACGUCUUUACCCAGUUUGCCCAAAUUGGAGGAGAGAUUUCCCAAAUUGCCAGAUUCUCUUCAUGUUAUCUCGGAGAAGGAGCUAACUGCAAGCUUCAUUUCUCCACGGGCAAUUUCAUCGACAUCUAAGAGUGGAACAGUUGGGCACCUAUUGUCGUCCACUUCUGGACCCCACAGAGAUUUUCACUUUUUACCUUCCUCUCCUCAAGAAACUCGGCCACGUUACUAUCCAUUUAUCUCAAGUGGGGCUUCUAUGUCAACCAGCCAAGCUUCACGCUCAAGUUUACAUUCUACCUCGUUGAAUACCAACCCCUUGGGGAACCACAAACAGAAUUCAUUUCAUGAGUUUCUUGCUUUUCCUCCAAAUGUUCCUGUUCAAAAUGGCCAAGUGGAAAGCCUUGCCAGCGUCAUGGCAUCCGAUGAUGGUGUUAAGAGAUCUGAUUGGCAAGACUGGGCUGAUCAGCUAAUUAACGAUGAUGACACUCUCGGUUCAAGCUGGAGUGAUAUCCUAUUAGAUGUCAAUUUUCCAGAUCCAGAACCUAAGCUGUCUGAGAUCCCUGCAAAACAGCCGCAACUUCCUCCUCCUGCUCCUGCUUCAUCGGGGCAAAGCUGCCCAGUUGGUAGCCCAUCAUCUUCCACAUCUAAGCCUCGAAUGAGGUGGACGCCAGAGCUUCACGAAGUCUUUGUAGAAGCUGUCAAUAAGCUUGGUGGCAGCGAAAAAGCUACUCCGAAGGGUGUCUUGAAGCUCAUGAACGUGGAAAGCUUAACCAUCUAUCAUGUUAAAAGCCACUUGCAGAAAUAUAGGACUGCCAGAUACAAACCAGAUCCCUCUGAAGGAAUUUCAGAAAAGAAGCCAACUAUCGUCACGGAGAUGCCAUCUCUGGACUUAAAAACGACUAUGGGAAUAACAGAAGCAUUGAAAAUGCAGAUGGAAGUGCAGAAGCAGCUUCAUGAACAACUUGAGAUCCAAAGAAAGUUACAACUGCGGAUUGAAGAACAGGGGAAAUACCUUCAAAUGAUGUUUGAGAAGACGAAAAACAUGGGGAAAGAACUAAAUGUGUCAUCAUCAAAAUCAGAUGAACCUCCUUCACCAUCCACAGAACUAAAACAUUCCCCUCCUGAUGAUAAAUCAGAUGCCUCCGAGCAGGAUCAUGUCAGCAUUGGACAUGGUUCAGGUGAUGCUUCAAGAUCUCUGGAGGAUCUUUCCAAGAACAAUGAACGAAAGUUGCCCAAAAGGAAAGCUUGUGAGAAUCAUGGCUUGGACGUUAGAGACUUAAGUUCCCUUACAACAGAAGGUGCAAAAUCGGAGGAAAUGUUACCUUCAUGAGCCUUGACAGACUCUUGUAAUUGUAGCUUUGUAGCAAGGAUAGCUGUAAUGUGAAUUGUGGUGUCAAUGUUGUUGACAGACUUGUAAAAAAAAGAUUUCUGGAUUAUAAUCCAAUCAGUCUUUCUACCUC